Lonchura striata (white-rumped munia) is the source of this 4235-nucleotide messenger RNA. The record is from RefSeq and is a predicted model, not a curated record. Lineage: Eukaryota; Metazoa; Chordata; Aves; Passeriformes; Estrildidae.
UUGCUUGUGCACAAGUAGGCUUUGCUCUUACUCGUGCUGAGGAGACCCACCUGCUCCUCAGCUCUCAGGCGGGGUGUGCAAUUGCAGUAAUGAUUUAGCCAGGCUGGUCAUGGAACUGUUGGAGGGCUGAAAUGCACAGAUCAGGGCAGGUCUGGGACCCACAAUGUGGCAAGCAUGUGGAGCUGCUGUAUUGAGUCCAGAGGAGGCCACAGAGAUGCUUCAAGGGCUGAAGCACCUCUGCUAUGUAUGACAGGCCGAGAGAGUUGGGCUUGUUCAGCCUGGAGAAGAGCAGGCUUUGAGGAGACCUUACUGCAACCUCUCAUUAUUUAAAGGGAGCCAGUAAGAAAGGACAUCCAGUAAGAACUACCAUGAAGAACAAACCGUGGUUCCAGAAUAUUUUCUUCUGCCUUUUAUUCCAGUACACUAUAUGUUGUGAAAACCUCACUUGUUUUGUGGACUAUGUAGAGACCCUGUCCUGUAUCCUGCAAGAUGAGUUGGGUGCUGGUUCAUACAAUCUCACUGCUACAUGGGUUCCUGAGGAAGAUCCAGAAAACACUGUGGCUGCCUGCAGUCUCCUGCAAUUGUCAAGAAACACCAGUCACACACAGUACAUGUGCACUGUGGACAUGACUGAACUCCUGGCAGAUACCAAAGUACAGGUGGAUGUUACACAGGUAGCUGAUAGGCAACACGUGCUUUCCAAAGACUUUUAUUUGUCAGACAACAUAAAACCACAGCCUCCAUUCAACCUGACCGCUUUGUUCUCAGAGGGUUACAAUAUAUCUUGGGAAACCAUCUACCACAACUCUUCUUUCUACUUUUUGAAUGAGGAGCUGGAAUAUCAGCUGCGUUACAAAAGAAAAACAGACACCUGGGAGACUCAGAAGAUUAAAGCUGUUCAUGAAGAUAAACGGAUACUGGUAAUCCUGCCGUGGGAACUACAGGCAAACACUGAGUACGAGUUCCAAGUGAGAGCUCGACCCCGGGAAGACAGUGGCUAUGGUGGUUUUUGGAGUGAAUGGAGUUCUCCGCUGUCAUUGAAAACCAGCCCUGCCGCAGUGAGACAGACGGCAGGCAUGGAAUGGCUGUUGCUGUUUGGUAUUGUCGUGGCAAUCAUGGCCUCAAUCACAACAUUUCUGGCCAAACAGCAGAGCUUGUGGAAUAAGAUGGCUUGCAUCCCAGACCCUGCUCCCUUUUUCAAACCUCUUUACAUGGCUCAUAAUGGAGAUUUUAAGAAGUGGGUUGGUGCAUCCCAUAUGAAAAUGACCUUUGAUUUCUUUGAAUGGGGAAUAGUCCUUCCAGAAGUCCUAGAAGUUUACACCAUGCAUCCUUCCAACAGCACCCCACAGGAAGAGCUGCAUGAGCUAAGAAAGAAUCUGCCUUGCAAGCCCUGUGUGUCUUGCCUGACUACCCCAGGUCAUGAAAGCCAGUUGCUGUGGUGUAGUGUAAACAGUAGUGGUGGGACUGAGGACCAGUCAUAUGGGCACUUGUCGAUUGAUACAGUGACUGUGGCUGAUGAAUUUGCAUCUUGUAACUGCCAGUGCAGUUGUAACCAUGUGUACAGGGAACAUGAGCAUACCAACAAGGAAGAUGAUAGUGCUGGAGAACUUGGUUACCCCAAGGUUAACCUUGAUGAGGAAGACAGAAAGCUAUCCAGUGACUUGCAUUUGGCUGAUCUAAGUACACAGGACAAAAUACUUGCUUCAGGCUCUGUGUCCACAGACCACCUGAGGAGCACAAGUGUCCCAGUCAACCAGCAAGGAGAAAGGGGAGUGGAAGGAGGGGUGGGGAGCAUCCUAGAAGCCCUUUGUUUGCAGCCUUAUCAGUGGGAUUUGGAAAAUCCAGGUUCUCUACCUUCUCCUGAUGGUGAAAGUGUUUCCUACAGUGAAGGCUCCUAUGACUUCUUCCCUCACAAUACAAAGCCUGGUGACUGUUAUCCUUUGAUCUGUGUAGAUUUGGACACUAUUGAUAGUGGCUUUGUGGACUCAGAUUGUGGAAGUCCAGUUGACUCUGAAUUUGGGCAAAACAGUCAGACCAUUUGUGAGCCCAUCCCUCUUGAGCAGGAGGGGCAAGACUUUACACGUAGCUACGUCAAGCAGUGGGUCUCCUGUCGCUCUGAGAGCCCUAUCAGUGGGACACAGACAAACUAAGGACUGGAUGAGUGUGGGGCCUUUUCCAUAGUGUGCCAGGAGCAAACUGCUAGCAAAAUUCAGAAGAGAAACAAAGUUUAUUUUGUGUAAGCUCUAUUGCAUAAACUGUCACCUGUUAGGAUGACAGAAAUAUGCCUGUUUCUAUUCCCACUUAUCCUACUAAUGUCUCAAAUUUGUUGUGAUUGAUUGUUCCUGAGUUUUGUUGGGUUUUGGGCUUUUUUAGAAUCAUAUAUCAACCCUCCCUUAAUGUCAGAAAAAUGCCAGGAAAAAAACCCCUCUAUCUUGAAAAUUAUCCUUUGGCUUAUAUAGAUAUGCAAAUUUUUUUGCAGUAACCUUAUAAAGAGUACAGAACUUUAAGUUAUUUUCCCUGGUAUUCUCACAUGACUUAAGGGUUUGGCUGCACAUGGAACCUCAGAAUCAUAACCCAUGGCAGGCAUGUUUGCUAUGUCAAAGCUCCCCUACCUUUCCAAUCAUGUGAUGUUACUCGUCCUUCUACUAUUUUUGGCUCUUUAAACUCAGCUGUAGUAGUCUGUCAAUUACGGAGGGCUCCAAACCUGUCCAUGAGGAUCAAAACUAAUUCUUAUGUAAUCAUUGCAGAAAUGAGUGUACUAGAGACUAAGCACAACUCAGGUUUCACAAAAACUUUCCAGGAGGAGUCUGCAAAUGAAAAGACUUCAAAAUAUAUCGAAUUCUAAACAAACUCUCCCUAAUAGGCUUUUCUAUUGAGUCAGACUCUCUCCCUGCACUUUUCAAGCAUUUUAAUUGAGCAGCUUUUAGAAUUUUGCCAAAAUUAUCGAAACAUUGUCCUACCUGGAUAUGCCUGCCACUUCUGCCUUGGACUUGCUCUGCUGCAGUUAAAGGUCAGUAGCACAAAAUUUGAGCAAUUUCUGCUAGCUAAUAAAGCCAAAUAUGAAAUUGCACUGUAACUUUGAAUCUGUUUUUCUCUCUGACAUCUCCACAUCGCUGAUUUGUUCAGGAUAAUUGUCUUUAAAAGUCACUGAAAAGUAAUACUGAAAUUGAAUGUGAAGACUGUAAUCUUACAUAGGCAUAGUGCUGCUAACCCAUAGACUGCUUGGCUCCAGAAGGUCAUAUCUUGAGAGAACCUUUGUGAUGAAUGAUGCAUGUUUCCAGUGUAGUAAUCAUCUGUUGUUGCUGUGAUACCAAUAAAUUCCCUUCCCUCACGCCCUUCUCUUACCUGAGACUAUAGGCAACCCCAAAGCUCCCUAAAUGGGAGAGAGCACUAUAGUAAAGAGAAGCUGAUAUUUUCAUAGGUGAGUGUUGGCACAGUACUGCAUUACAUCCACAUCCUCUGGUUUGAUUGUUCAGAUGCACCAUGGUAUUUCCUAUGUUGAUUUUGGACCUACAUGACGUAGUUUUGUCCAUUUUGUUGUUAUUACUCCCUCAAUACAUCCCUAGUUCAAUGGCUUCCUGGGAACUGCUCUAAGAUAUAUUAGCUUCUUUGGUUUAUUCCCUCCUUAUUUUCCAUUUUUCUUGUCAUUUGCUGUGAUAAGUCAUGGGAGGUGUUGUCUUCAUGUGCUGAGGCAUGCUGUCCCUCUCAUGCCUUCCACAAGGCAGCAGAGAAUCUCCCCAGCUUCACUGCCCUGAAGAGCUGGCUGCCCCACACGGUCCCACGAGGGCUGCUUGCAUUGUGAUUGUGUUGGUGCGAAUGUGUACUGGAUAGAAGCGUUUCUGAUGGUCUCGGCACAGUCUGCUGCAGCUUCAUCUCACAGUUCUUUUCACUUCAGUAACUACACCAUGGUAAUUGACCCCAGGCUGCUUAAGGGAGAAACUUGCUUGUUUUUCUGGGGCCCUUUACAUCUCAGUCCUGUGUGCUCUGUUUCCGUUUGUGCUGAUGGCCCCAGAACUGCUGGAGGAACUGCUUCUGUUACUGGAAGACUAUCUGGCUGUACAUCUGAUAGACGGUGGUGGUUUGGUGUUAUGUUGGGCUGGAAGUUAUCUCUGCUCACCCUAGGAGACAGACUUAACGAACAAGUGCGUGACACAAGGGUAUUAAAAUAAGGGAAGCUGUUCCCUUUGAAGCAAGGUAUAACAAUUAAGAUUUUGGUCAGUGAGUUGUCACUGUGG